Molecule: messenger RNA, 2160 nt
Organism: Rhodotorula toruloides NP11
Lineage: Eukaryota; Fungi; Basidiomycota; Microbotryomycetes; Sporidiobolales; Sporidiobolaceae
Product: SFRS protein kinase
Exons: 7
Coding region: 1-2160 (719 amino acids)
Biological process (GO): protein phosphorylation; regulation of mRNA processing; spliceosomal complex assembly
Molecular function (GO): ATP binding; protein kinase activity
Source: RefSeq, a predicted model, not a curated record
AUGGCGUACCCGGCUACAGCCACUCACUUGAACCACAGCUCGCAAGGCCCUGCGCCCGUCCCCAUCGCCCACUCUCACUCUCACCCCUCGGAUCAGCACCCGCACACCGGCGGGCACGCCGCGUCCCAGGGAGGCGGAGGGCAGAUCCCCAUCGGCGCACAGGCGAGCUCGGCGACCAGCGUCUCGUUCGAGAGCGUCUUCACCGACGAGGAGGAGAAGCUGAGCGACUACGAGGCGGGAGGCUACCACCCUGUCCGCAUUGGAGACGUCUACGGGCCGAACGACCGCUAUGUUGUGGUGCGCAAGCUCGGCUGGGGCCACUUCUCGACCGUCUGGCUUGCACGGGACACAACCGUCAACAAGCAUGUCGCGCUCAAGGUGGUCAAGUCGGCGACGCACUACACCGAGACGGCGCUCGACGAGAUCAAGCUCCUCCAGCGGGUGGUCGAGUCGAACCCGGCGCACCCCGGCCGACGACACGUCGUCUCGCUCCUCGACCACUUUACGCACCGAGGACCGAACGGCACGCACGUCUGCAUGGUCUUCGAGGUGCUCGGCGAAAAUUUGCUCGGGUUGAUCAAGCGGUAUCACCACCGCGGCGUGCCCGACCACAUCUGCAAGCAGAUCGCCAAGCAGGUCCUCCUCGGACUCGACUACAUCCACCGCGAGUGCGGCAUCAUCCACACCGACCUCAAGCCCGAGAACGUCCUUAUCUGCAUCGACGAUGUCGAGGCUGUCGUACGCGCCGAACUCGAGACUUCGCCCGCCGCCGUACCGACCAAGAUGAUUGGUGUACCGCCGUCUCAGCCGCGAGGAGGCGCCCAGACGCCUCGAGCAGACACCGUCUUCAUCACCGGCUCGCAACCGCUUCCUUCGCCCAGCAGCAGCUACGGCACGAGCCCAGUCAUCGAGAAGCUCGCGUUCCAGAUGAGCAAGAUCUCGGAUUCAGGCGGGUCGUACGUCGGGAGUAUCAAGAAGCAGGGCGAGAUGACGGCGACGACGGCGGACGACGUGGGCGAGCAGAUGGCGGGCGUGCAGUUGGCGGACAUUGGAGCGAAGCAGGCGGCUCCUGCGGCACCGAACAAGGGCCCGUCCCUUCUCUCGCAACAAGCCGCCGCCGCCGCAUCGAACUCGCAGGGCCAGCCCGCAUCCACCUCCACCUACUUCCCCCAAGCCUCCUCCGACCCUUCCGCCUCUCAUGUCACCAUCACCCCUUCCUCGAACAACAACAACGAUUCGGACGUGACGAUGCGUUCUCCGCCUCCCGAAGGUGCCGGUUCAAUCUCGACCUCCCCUCCCCGACCUAUGCCGCACAACCCUCUCCACCCCGCCAUCGUCGCCGGCGACCCGAAUACUCUCCCUCCUCCCGCGCCGUACGACCCGUCGAGCCUCGAACGCAUCACGGUCAAGAUUGCGGAUUUGGGCAACGCGAGCUGGACGGACUUGCAUUUCACGAACGACAUCCAGACCAGGCAGUAUCGCUCGCCGGAGGCUAUCCUGGGCGCGAAGUGGGGAACGGCGGUCGACAUCUGGUCCGCGUCGGCGAUGUUCUUCGAGCUGUUGACAGGCGACUACCUGUUCGACCCCCAUCCUGGCACGCGGUACAACAAGGACGACGACCACAUUGCGCAGGUCAUCGAGCUGCUCGGACCGUUCCCGCGGAGUAUCGCGCUCGCGGGCAAGUUCAGCGCCGACAUCUUCACCCGGAAAGGCGAGCUGAAGCACAUCCACAAGCUCAAGUUCUGGCCGCUCCACUCGGUCCUCCAGGACAAGUACCUCAUUCCCGAAGCCGAAGCCAAGCUCCUCGAGUCCUUCCUCCAGCCGAUGCUGCACCUCAACCCGGACAAGCGCGCCACGGCUCGCGACAUGCUCGACCACGAGUGGCUGCAGGGCGUGAUCGUCCAGGGCGAGAUUGACUCGCAUUUGCUGCAGAAUGGCGAGGAUGAGCAGGGGCGGGUGACGAGGGUCGAGGAUGGGAAGCGGAUUGCGAGGGGUAUCAGGGGGAUGAACCCGGAGAGUCCGGCGGUCGUCAAUGCCUCAAUCAUCGACCCGCAAUUGGUCAACGCCUUGCGACCGAUCGACACCAAUCUCAACGUCCACCACACCGAUCCUCCUCCGCCUCCUCCGUCGUCCUCGCUCGCACAGCAAAUCCGCGCCUGA